Molecule: messenger RNA, 2097 nt
Organism: Tricharina praecox
Lineage: Eukaryota; Fungi; Ascomycota; Pezizomycetes; Pezizales; Pyronemataceae
Product: glycogen synthase
Exons: 7
Coding region: 1-2097 (698 amino acids)
Biological process (GO): glycogen biosynthetic process
Cellular component (GO): cytoplasm
Molecular function (GO): alpha-1,4-glucan glucosyltransferase (UDP-glucose donor) activity
Source: RefSeq, a predicted model, not a curated record
AUGGCUUCCGGAUCACGAGACGUCAAGAACCAUCUCCUCUUCGAGAUCUCAACUGAGGUCGCCAACCGAGUCGGUGGUAUCUACUCGGUUAUCAAGUCCAAAGCUGCCAUCACAACUGCCGAGUAUGGCGAGCGGUACUGCCUCAUUGGUCCUCUGAACCGCCAUUCGGCCGCGGUGGAAGUCGAACAACUCGAACCUCAGGAUGAGGCGCUCAAGAAGACGCUCGCCUCCAUGGCCGAGCGCGGUAUCACUUACGUGUACGGACGCUGGCUUAUCGAGGGUGCCCCGAGGGUGCUCCUGUUCGACACCAAGACCGGUUACAAGCACUUGGAUGAGUGGAAGGGAGAUCUAUGGAGCGCUGCCAUGAUUCCUUGCCCUCCCGGCGAUGAUGAGACUAACGAGGCCGUUGUGUUCGGAUACCUGGUCGCUUGGUUCUUGGGGGAGUUCGUCAGCCAAGAAACCGAGAAGGCCGUCAUCGCGCAUUUCCACGAGUGGCUCGCAGGUGUAGCUCUUCCGCUUUGCCGCAAGCGCCGUAUCGACGUCACAACCAUCUUCACCACCCACGCCACGCUUCUCGGACGUUACCUGUGCGCAGGAUCCGUCGAUUUCUACAAUAACCUCCAGUAUUUCGACGUGGAUGCCGAAGCUGGCAAGCGUGGAAUUUACCACCGUUACUGCAUCGAGCGUGCCGCCACGCAUUCUUGCGAUGUCUUCACCACCGUCUCUCACAUCACCGCUUACGAGGCCGAGCAUCUGCUAAAGCGCAAGCCCGACGGUGUUCUGCCCAACGGAUUGAACGUUGUCAAGUUCUCGGCGAUGCACGAGUUCCAGAACCUCCACGCCCAGGCGAAGGAGAAGAUCCACGAUUUCGCGCGGGGGCACUUCUACGGCCACAACGACUUUGCUUUGGAGGACACCCUCUACUUCUUCACUGCGGGUCGUUACGAGUACCGGAAUAAGGGUGUCGACAUGUUCGUCGAGUCGCUUGCACGUCUGAACCACCGUCUCAAGACGUCUGGAAGCAAGACCACAGUUGUGGCGUUCAUUAUCAUGCCCGCCCAGACCCACUCCUUGACCGUUGAGGCUUUGAAGGGACAGGCGGUCAUCAAGGCGCUGAGAGAUGCGGUUGGAGUUGUUGAGCAGGGUGUCGGAAAGCGUCUGUUUGAGCGCGCACUGAGGUGGCACGACGGAGAGGACCUCCCGACCGAUAAGGAGCUCGUGAGCAACCAGGAGAAGAUCAUGCUUAAGCGCAGAAUCUUUGCCCUCAAGAGGAACGCACUGCCCCCCGUGGUUACGCACAACAUGGCCGACGACCUGACGGAUCCCAUCCUGAACCAGAUCCGACGGGUGCAGCUUUUCAACCACCCAUCGGACCGUGUCAAGGUCAUCUUCCACCCCGAGUUCUUGAACUCGGCCAACCCCGUGCUUCCCCUCGACUACGAUGAUUUCGUUCGCGGUACCCACUUGGGUGUCUUCCCCUCGUACUACGAACCUUGGGGUUACACCCCCGCCGAGUGCACCGUCAUGGGUGUCCCGUCCAUCACGACCAACCUUUCCGGCUUCGGUUGCUACAUGGAGGAGCUGAUCGAGAACGCGUCCGACUACGGUAUCUACAUUGUGGACCGCCGCAGUAAGGGUGUGGAUGAUAGUGUCAACCAGCUUGCCGACUACAUGUUCGACUUUGCCCAGAAGAGCAGACGGCAGCGUAUCAACCAGCGUAACCGCACUGAGAGACUCAGUGAUCUCCUGGACUGGAAGCGCAUGGGAAUGGAGUACGUCAAGGCCAGACAGCUGGCUCUGAGGAGAGCCUACCCGGCCGCGUUCGAGAACGAGGAGCCCUUCCCAUUCUUCGACGGUACCGAGCAGAAGGUUGCCCGUCCGUUGUCGGUGCCCGGCUCCCCUCGGGACCGCACCGGUAUGAUGACUCCUGGUGACUUCCCGUCAUUGCAGGAGGGUAUGGAGAACUUGGACACGGACGAUUACGUUGGCUGGAGAUUGCCUGAGGAGGAGGACACCGAUGACUACCCCUUCCCCUUGACCCUUCGGCAACCCAAGACGACCGGCACCCACGUUCUCAACGGCGCGGUACCUGCAUAA